AUAUACAUAUGGUCACUGUCACCAACUCUGUGGCUAGUUGAAACCUCCAAUUCUCUUGGCAAAAAAUCUCGCUUCCUGCAGUCUGGCUUGACAUUCUUGCAAGCUCCUCCUUCUGCAUAUAUACAUAUGGACUCACUUCAAAAGCUACUCUUCUCCUUCUUCCUCCACUUCCUUCUCUCGGGAGUGCAUGGAAGCCGUGGCCAUCUCUUCAAUUUCAGGCCAAGCAAGCUCUUUGUUUUCGGAGACUCGUAUGCAGAUACAGGCAACAACAGAAAAACCAUAGCCAAUUCAUGGAAAGUUCCUUAUGGAAUCACCUUCCCAGGAAAACCCACCGGACGUUUCUCCGACGGCCGUGUCUUGACUGAUUGUUUCGCUGAGUCUAUUGGGGUGAAGUCUCCAAUCCCAUACAGAUGGAGAAAAUUUGCAGUAAAUAGGUUGAAAAAUGGAAUUAAUUUCGCAUAUGGAGGGACAGGAGUGUUUGAUACAUUGUGUCCAGCCCCAAACAUGACCACACAGAUCGAUUUCUUCCAGCAAAUUAUCACAGACAAAGUCUACACCACCGCAGACCUACGAUCCUCUGUGGCCCUUGUCACCCUUUCCGGUAAUGACUACUCUGCUUAUGCAGCCAGAAAUGGAUCAGCGCAGGGUUGGCAAGCCUUCAUCACACAAGUGGUGAACCAGUUGACAGUGAAUUUGAAACGCAUUAAAGGACUGGGAGUGAAGAAAAUAGCAGUGUGUGGCUUACAGCCCUUAGGGUGUCUCCCUCCCAGUACCUUUGCCUCCUCCUUCCAACAAUGCAAUGCAACUCAAAACGACCUCGUUGGGUUCCACAACCUCUUGCUGCAACAAGCAGUUGCUAAGUUGAACAAUGAGACCAAGGAUACUUCUCUUCUUAUUUUUGAUCUUUAUUCUGCUUUCAUGACCGUUUUGAACAACAAAGGAGGAGAUUCAAAGUUUGAGAAUCCGUUGAAGCCAUGCUGUAUUGGAAUAAGCAAAGAAUAUUCAUGUGGGAGUGUAGAUGAAAAUGGGGCAAAGAAAUAUACAGUCUGUGAAAACCCAGUAGCUGCAUUCUUCUGGGACGAUGUCCACCCUUCACAAGAGGGAUGGAGAUCCGUGUAUCUAGCUUUGCAACCCACUCUCCAACAACUUUAAUAUAUUUGUAUCACCUUUACAAAUUAAUUUUUCUAAUGUAAGUGACGACAUCAAUUGCAAAUGUCCCAACCCAACCCAUUACUUCCACCUGUUCUUCAUUUUGUCUUAAAUCCAUUUGAUCCAAAAAAAAUUUGGACUUCAAUAGUGUCCAUCUA
Manihot esculenta (cassava) is the source of this 1307-nucleotide messenger RNA. RefSeq names its product GDSL esterase/lipase At5g03610. The record is from RefSeq and is a predicted model, not a curated record. The coding region runs from base 127 to 1152 and encodes 341 amino acids. The transcript is spliced from 5 exons. Gene Ontology annotation, molecular function: hydrolase activity, acting on ester bonds. NCBI's taxonomy places the organism in Eukaryota, Viridiplantae, Streptophyta, Magnoliopsida, Malpighiales, Euphorbiaceae.